Molecule: messenger RNA, 1409 nt
Organism: Pseudocercospora fijiensis CIRAD86
Lineage: Eukaryota; Fungi; Ascomycota; Dothideomycetes; Mycosphaerellales; Mycosphaerellaceae
Exons: 1
Coding region: 15-1343 (442 amino acids)
Source: RefSeq, a predicted model, not a curated record
GUGCAGAUUCAAGAAUGGCCUCAGGAACAAAUACGCCGCGUUCACGCUCCCGCGCAAAGCGAUCUACUACAAACCUCGCAGACCUCCGCCUCGCACCGCUGUCGAAACAGUACGAACCGACCAAGGGUGACGUCCCACCAAAAUCACCAUUACGAACUCCGUACGACGCCGGAGAAGAUGCCUCGUUCGCACGCCAGCAUUUGUCUUAUCUCCAUGGAAAAUCUGCGCCUACUACACCUGGUAUUUUGUCCCGGAGCAAUUCCAGACGACAUCUCGGCGGUGGCCUGAGCAGGAAGAACUCCAUUUACGACAACAAUGAUGCGGAAUAUGAUGCAGAAGGGGAGACCGGAUAUACAUACUCUGCCUCUGCCAAUAUGCAUGCUUUCAACCAGAAUCGUGGGCGCACAGAAUAUGGAAGCGGGCAAAUCCCCAAAGCCAAGAGCGAAGCUGCCAUUACAGCACAGCAGAGGGCAGAAAUGGCUGCGCAGAGACUUGCUGGUCCGGGUGUACCUGUCAGCAAAAGAUACAGAUAUAGUAGCUCGCGGGGACGCAAGAGCGGCAAUGCUACUCCAAGGCCUACAGAGUCCGAUAACUGGUUGACACAUACGGGCUCUACAGCUUCCAUGCUCGUGAGAGAAGACAAGGGACAAAGCUGGUUGUCUUCUCGUGAAAGUGCCACAGCGCUAGCACCAGCAUCGUCUGAAGACGACGACGACGACGAUGAUCAUUACGAAGAGAUGGCUGCUUUGAGCUCGACUACGAACAGAUUACGCCUCGCACAGUACGAUGGUGGAAGUCCGGUCAGCCAAAGAACAAGUAGAUGGGGUAGCAGAUACGGUAGCCGACCUGCAAGUAGGAAAACUUCUCGUUUAGCAUCUCCCGUAGGGUCUAGGACACCACGACGAUCGGAACAGGCAGGAUAUUUUGAUUACCCCAUCACACCUCUCAUCACCGAGCCGGGCUUUGUAAGUCCGGAAGAGAAGCGUGGUCAGGAUGAGGAACCUGAAGAAGAUCUGGAUAUCGAAAAGCUGAGCGGCGAAAAUAGCUAUGGGCUAGGAAACUUGGUGGACCGUAUCAUGCAUUUCAACCUCUUCAGCGUGACCGAGCAUAUUGAUACUACAGAUGAUGAGAACGCAUACGCUGCGGUAGAGAAUGAGACUCCAGAAGAAAGCAGACGGAGGAUGGAAGCUGAAGCGAAGCGGAAGAAAGAGGAGAAAGACAGAUUGACUGCUCACGCUCCGCCGGCUCCACUUGGAGAUGGCGGCAAGGUACAAGGAGAGGUUUCUGGAUGGCAGGAUGCGAGUUGGCUGCUAAGUGUCGCUUCGAAGGUCAUCAUGAAUUGAAGCGGAAAUGAUUACAAAGCAUCAUGAUAAUUGCUUUGAGAAGCUCUAAAUCAUUCCGCCACUCUG